Molecule: messenger RNA, 2864 nt
Organism: Brassica napus (rape)
Lineage: Eukaryota; Viridiplantae; Streptophyta; Magnoliopsida; Brassicales; Brassicaceae
Product: probable 2-oxoglutarate-dependent dioxygenase AOP1
Exons: 3
Coding region: 1859-2815 (318 amino acids)
Molecular function (GO): dioxygenase activity
Source: RefSeq, a predicted model, not a curated record
CUUGUAAUUUUGAUAUAGUUGGUCCAUCAAGGAUGUGCCCUUUAUGUAUUCAAGACUCCAAGUCUUAAGUAUCCAUUGCCUUAGAGAUAACUGUCAUGUUUAGAAGAUGUGUUUUUAGGUAGUGCUUAUGAACAGGUGGACCCUCUAGCAAAAGAUUAUGUGGCUAAUACGAAUCUUAGUAGACGUCAAUACUUGGCUUAUUCAUUAGAAGAUAUAUAUGAGUUUUGCUUCUGUAAAAUAUUAUGGAACUUGGAAAGUUUCUAAAGUUAGCUUAUACAAGUCUCCAAAUAAGCCAUCCACAGUUGCAUAAAUAGGGCAUUAAAGAGCGGGGUGGUGUGCAGUGCGCUGGCCAUCUGAGAUGGUGGACCAUUAAAUUACUUUCGUCUAUAUAUUUUUUUUCAACAACUUUUAAUUGCUCGCCUUAUUUUAGACAGUUAUCUCUUAGGCAGUUAUACACUUAUAAAAGGGCAUUUUGCUUAAAUAAGUUAAGCAUCAAAAUUUGUUAAGGUGUCAGCCAGAUAAACAAUGAAAUAGACAGAAACUAAGUCAACAAAAUUAAAAUAAGACACUUUUAGUUUAUUUAAAUUAUUUUAACAUGUGUAAUUUCUUUCCGGUCAUGAGUGCCUUAUUUUAGACAGUUAUCUCUUAGGCAGUUAUACACUUACAAAAGGGCAUUUUGCUUAAAUAAGUUCAGCAUCAAAAUUUGUUGAAAUGUCAGCCAGAUAACAAUGAAAUAGACAUAAACUAAGUAAACAAAAAUAAAUUUAUAAAUAAAAUUUAGACACUUUUUAUUUAAUUAUUUCAACAUGUGUAAUUUCUUUCCACUACAUGUUAUUAUCAUUCUGUCACUUAACUUUGCGGAUCGUGCAAUUUUUCUCGGUAUCAUGCCUAUCUAGUAUCAGCAGUUUAGCUGCACGGCAUCGAGAGCGAACCGGGUGUUUUUGAUAAUAGCGUUAGCCAUCGCUGGGCAUGUGAGACGACUUGUGUCCCAUGUGCGGUGUACCGUUGUUUAUUUUGUCUAUAUUCCACUUUGAUCGAAUCAUCCACUUAUUCUAAUCAAUACCACAAUUUACACAAGGAGACAUUAUAAAUCUAAAUUAUGAAGGGUCUUUUCUUAAAAUAAAUAGAGCGUUUAAUUAUUGACAAAACCAAAUUUAUUUCAUGUCAGAAAGUUUAGGUAGCUCAGUAUAUAAUAACAAUAAAUAAAUAGAAAUCGACAAACAACGCGAUAACUUUCUAUUUAUUUAUUUGGAAGCCUUUUAUCAAUUUCUUUUUUAAAUUGGAACAAGAAUUGAUCCGCAUCGGCGCGAAAAUUCUUUUCAGGGCUAAGAAUUAGCUUAUAUUAUAAAAUUAUUAUAUAAACAGAAAUUAAAAAAUAAAUACAUAGCUUUUAAUUGGAAUGAGGUAAUGAUAAAUUUUGUCUGGAACAAAAGCACCAAAAAAAACAAAAGCACCAAAUAUCUCUAUAUGGCUGUAUUUUCUGAAAAUGCAUUCAUAUUGAAAUAUCUAAUUAAAUUUCACUCGAGAAUAAAAUAAAAGCAUAGUAGAAACGUUUACGCUAUAUUUUUUUUUUUCAAACGGUUACGCUAUUUAAUAGUGUGAUACUAACUCACAUCGUUGUCAAUUUACCUAAUUUCAAUAUUUUCAUGGUUAUCCUUAUAAAUAGAAAUGAAUUGUAGGGUACCCUUAACUUUAUUAUUUAACAAGACCCGUGGUUCAUGACAUGUGAAAACAAUGCGAUUGUACUCCAUUGAUCUGACUUUCUGUCUCUAUAAUAUAACACGAAGCGAGUUUUUAAAACUUGACAGAACACAAAAGACAAACUACACUCUUCAUUCUUAACUCUUGAAGAAAGACAAUGACGAUAAGUUCAAAACCCCAAUGUCUUCCCCUUUCUCUCCCGGUCAUUGACUUCUCGGUUCCAAACCUCAAACCGGAAACUCCCCAGUGGGACUCGGUUAGAGCCCAAGUCCGAAAAGCCCUAGAAGAUUUCGGAUGUUUCGAGGCCUUGUUCGAUGGAGCUUCAGUGGAGCUACGUAAGGCUGUGUUCGAGGCCUCACAGGAAGUUUUUGAUUUACCAUUGGAGACCAAACUGAGUGCAAAGUCAGAGAAGAAUCGUAACAAUGGAUACUCUGGUCAGGUUUCGGGUAUGCCUUUAUUCGAAGGCAUGGGCUUUGACGAUGUAGAUAAUCCUGAGGUUGUCAAUAAGUUGACUCACAAGGUUUGGCCUCAAGGGAACAUCACCUUCAGCAAUACUGUUCAGUCGUUUGCGGAGAAGUUAAUAGAGCUAAACGUGAAGGUGAGGACAAUGCUCAUGGAAAGUUUCGGGCUUGAGAAAUACGUAGAGGAACAUCUUACCUCAGCAAAGAACCGCUUUCAUUUAUUCAAAUACAAAGGACUUGACGAUAAUACAGAAGAGGAUGUAGGUAUUGACACUCACAUCGAUAGACAUUUCCUCACAAUACUUUGCCAGAAUGACGUAGUAGAUGGCUUGGAGAUCAGAGCCAAAGACGGUGAAGAGUGGUUCAAAGCUAAGCCAUCUCAAGACUCUUCUUACCUUGUUAUGGUACUGUUGAACGGUAGGGUACAUCCUCCGCUUCACCAUGUGGUUAUAACCGGGAAAAAAGAUCGAUAUGUGGCUGGACUGUUCUUGCGUCCUAAAGAAGGACUUAUUAUUAAUGCGCCUGAGGAGAUUGUUGAUGAUGAACAUCCUCGUCUUUAUAAGCCUUUUAAUUUUGAGGAUUACUUUAAGUUUACCUACAUAGACACCAAGAAGAGAGAUCUGCCUGCUCUCAAGGCUUAUUGUGCCCUUUGAAAAUUCGUGAUGCCUUUGCAAAUAAAUAAAACUUUGCCUCAUUUGAUCA